AUGACCUUGGGAAAGGAGAUAACUCUCCAAAAUGUGAAGCAUGUGACAUACAUGAGAAGAAUCUGGUUUUCUGAUACGCUUAUGAGCAAGGCCGGAUUUGCUACCAAUUUCGAGUCUGACAUGCUUGUGCUCAAGAAACAUGGGGUUUACUUGGGGAAAGGACUUCUUCGAGACUUCGACUUCGGCCAUUUCGCUUUUCUUCAUCGUCCGUUCCGAUUCCCCAGCCUCCGACAGUCGAGAAAUCCCUUUUUCACUUUACACUUCAAAUUAAUAUUCAAUUUACACAAACUGGAAUCUUCACCCAACGGAUUCUUAGCGUCUCCUCCAUCAGAGACGUCUGCGAAUCGAUCUAAGAUGGCUUCAAAUGAAGGACCACGUUUACAUGACGGUAGUGGAUCAGAGACUGAGGAUGAUGUUACUGAAACGUCACCAACACCACCAGUGACUACAAGUACAAGUAACAAAGGCAAAGGGAAGAGAAAGAAACCAGAAGAAGAUAGCGCUAAGAAACAGGGUACAUGGUCUGAAGUAUGGGAUCACUUCUCGAGACCUGAUAAUAACAAGACAAAAGCAAUUUGCAAUUAUUGCAAGAAGAUCUUUUCAGCUCCAUCAGGCAAUGGCACAUCCAACCUGAAGAAACACUACAUGGUCUCUUGUAAGGCUUACAAUGUAUGGAAGGCUGCUAACAGUGGAAAGAAAGACCAAACCAUGUUGUCUCCUGAAGGUUCUAAUAGUCGACUUUGUAAAAUGUCUGAGAAGCUGAUCAGGGAAGCUUCUAAUGAGAUGAUGGUGAUAGCAGAGCUGCCUCUGUCGUUCAUUGAGGGCUUGGGAUGGAAACAUUUCUGCUUUAAAGCAAAGUUGCCAAAUCCGCAUUCAAGGAGAACAGCUACUAGAGACAUUGUGGAAAUGUUUGUUCAGAGGAAAGCUGUGAUGAAGAAGAUUUUGGAUGAGAAUAAGCAGAGACUGUCUCUGACUACAGACAUUUGGGUCGCACCUCAUACAGGAGCUAGUUACAUGGUUAUAACAGCUCAUUUCGUCGAUGCUUGGUGGCAAUUAAGGAAGCUUAUCAUUGGAUUCAAAAACGUCUAUGACCAUAAAGCUGCGACUAUAAGUAAGGUUCUAAUUGAUUGUUUGGCGGAGUGGGACAUCAAGCGGAUAUUCAGCAUCACUGUUGAUAACGCCACAGCUAAUAGCAAUGCCAUGGAGACAUUCAAGAAGGACUUCAAGCAGAUAGGAGAUGAUGCUUUGAUUAUGAACGGUGACUUUCUCCAUUUAAGAUGCUCUACUCAUAUCAUUAAUUUGAUAGUGAAAGAAGGUCUGAUGGAGAUAGUUGACAGUGUUAAUGCCAUCCGCAAUGGCAUCUACUUUGUCAGAUCUUCCACGCCUAGGCUCAAGGCAUUUGAGAAUCAUGUGGAGUCAAGAAGGAUUCUAAGAGGAAGUUUGCCUCUAGAUGUGAAGACAAGAUGGAACUCGACUUACUUGAUGUUAGAGCAAGCUUUAAAGUUCAGAACGGCAUUUGACAAGAUGCAUGAGGUCGAUUUUCCUUAUAUCAAGUAUUUCAAAGAUACCGUGGAGGGAAAAAAGAGGGUUGGGCCACCAGUGAAAGAUGAUUUUGAUUCGGUUGACAGGUUAGUCAAAUUUCUCAUUAUCUUCUAUAAAGCGACUUUGGUUCUCUCGGCUUCAAACACUGUCUCCUCUCACAAGUUAUAUCAUGCAAUAGUGACUAUGAGUACAAACAUCUCUCAGCUACAUAGUAGUCCUGGUUCUGAUGAAGCUCUACGUGAGAAAGCUUUCUCAAUGCAUAUGAAACUAAGCAAGUAUUGGGAUCCACUUGAUAAUAGAGUAGAGAUGAACAAGUUGAUAUUUGUAGCAGCCGUUUUUGACCCAAGCAAGAAAAUGGUGUUUGUUGAGAACAGUUUUGACAAGCUCUAUGGUAAAGGUACCAAAUCUGAUGAUCUGAAGGAGGAAGUGAGAGAUAUUUUGAAGAGUCUGUUUGAAGAGUAUAGUAGCGCAGUAGAGAAGAAUUUAGGUGGUGAAUCAGGUUCAUUAUCACAGCAGUCAAACGAAGUGUCUACUAGUUCUGCUAGGUCUAGAGAAGAAGCUUCUCAAACGGUUCUUGGAAGUGGUCUACAUUAUGAAAGCAUGAAUGACAUUUACAGGGAGCUUGUUGACACUGGAGGUUUUCAAGAGAAACAGAAUGAGUUAGAUUUAUAUUUGAAAGAGAAGCUUGAGAAUCCAGCUACUUUUGAUGGGACAGAUUACGAUGUGCUUUCUUGGUGGAAGGUGAACAUUUCAAGAUUUCCGGUUCUCUCCGUGAUAGCUAGAGAUAUACUUGCAAUGCAAGUGUCUUCAGUUGCUUCAGAAUCUGCCUUUAGUACCUCAGGAAGAGUUUUAGAACCAAGUAGAAGCUGCUUGACUCAUUACACAAUUGAAGUUUUGAUGUGUCUUGAGCAAUGGAUGAAGUGUGAACUUAGACUGAAUGACAAAUUGGUGAAAAAGGAACAGCUGCUUGCGGAUGUUGAGGUUCAAGAUAAUCUUAUGAGAGAGUUUGAACCGGCAUUUACCUUCAGCGCACCUUGA
Molecule: messenger RNA, 2580 nt
Organism: Microthlaspi erraticum
Lineage: Eukaryota; Viridiplantae; Streptophyta; Magnoliopsida; Brassicales; Brassicaceae
Source: the annotation of a GenBank genome assembly